UCAGUCACACAAUGUUUGUUUAAAUGUUAUUGUAAUGUUUUUGUCAGGGACGGUUCAGAUGUAGAAGAGUUGGUGUGUUUUGGGGGUUUCCACUGCGGUGAAGCUGCACUUCAGGACGCUUCAUGAAGAGCUUCCUGUAUGUUGUUGCUCAGAAAGCGAUUACCGUGCAAACGCCUGUGCGCUCAGCGUCUGAAGCGUGCCGCGAUGACUGACGUGAUGAUCAGCGCCACACCGAUGGACGACAUGAGGCUCAGUCCCAGCAAAGACCGGCUCACCUUCCAGAUCUUUCCGGAUCCGUCCGACUUCGAGCGCUGUUGUAAGCUGAAGGACCGGCUGCCGUCCAUCGUGGUGGAGCCGACGGAGGGCGAGGUGGAGAGCGGAGAGCUGCGCUGGCCGCCUGAGGAGUUCCUGGUGAGCGAGGAGGACGAGGAGGAGGAGGAGGAGGAGGAGGAAGACCUGCAGAACGGACAGAUGCAGAACUCUCAGCAUUAGAGAGGAUCAGACUGUCUCACACAGCAGCACGUAGAAUAACUCCAUCACACAAAAACACAGAACUUCGAUCUGACGCAAUGAGACACUCGCACUGUUGUGUGUCAGAAGAUUAUUGACUAUCUGCUGUGAGAUGAUGAUGACGAUGGUGUGAGUCUGUCCUGCUCAUUCCUGACAUUUACACGCUUCUCUGAAUAACACACAGAUCUUCUUCCAAAUAACAGCAUAUGCCCGUGAUGUUUGUAAACAAAGGCAUGUGGGUUUUACUGUAAAUAUUCUCAGUUCAAGAUGAAUUACAGGUAAGAAGUCUUUGGCUUUAGUGUGUCCGUCUGCAUCAUCAUCCCUGUGUCUCUUUAUACAACGGAAAUCUGUAGGAAAAUCAUCAUUUGACCGCAGAAGAACUGACCCUUGUGUCUCGUGUUAUGGAUUUUAAAUCUGUCUGUGUUUGUAUCCGUGUUCGUAUGCGCACAUACAUAUAUAUAUAUAUAUAUAUAUAUAUAUAUAUAGAUAUAUAUAUAUAUAUAUAUAUAUAUAUAUAUAUAUAUAUAUAUAUAGAUAUAUAGAUAUAUAGAUGUCAGUGUUUGUGAUCACAGAUCACUUCCCGUCUGUUUGUCGCUCUUCAUCUGUAAAGACUCAGGGAGUUUUCUCUUGUUUUGUAUGUACGCCACUUUCUCUCUGUGACUGACAGAGGCUGUAAAUAAACAAAAGUGCUUUCCCAA
Molecule: messenger RNA, 1208 nt
Organism: Ctenopharyngodon idella (grass carp)
Lineage: Eukaryota; Metazoa; Chordata; Actinopteri; Cypriniformes; Xenocyprididae
Gene: lbh
Product: LBH regulator of WNT signaling pathway
Exons: 3
Coding region: 139-492 (117 amino acids)
Biological process (GO): positive regulation of DNA-templated transcription
Cellular component (GO): nucleus
Source: RefSeq, a predicted model, not a curated record